This is a messenger RNA of Rangifer tarandus platyrhynchus (Svalbard reindeer), 1797 nucleotides long. Lineage: Eukaryota; Metazoa; Chordata; Mammalia; Artiodactyla; Cervidae. The record is from the annotation of a GenBank genome assembly.
AUGGCUUCACUGAGAAGAGUCAAAGUGCUGUUGGUGUUGAACUUGAUCGCGGUGGCCGGCUUCGUGCUCUUCUUGGCCAAGUGCCGGCCCAUCUCGUUGCGCAGCGGAGACGCCUUCCAUGAGAUUCGGCCGCGGGCCGAGGCCGCUAACCUCAGCGCGCACAGCGCCAGCCCCAUCCAGGAUGCGGUCCUGAAGCGCCUCUCUCUGCUCGAGGACAUUGUCUACCGGCAACUAAACGGUUUAUCCAAAUCCCUUGGGCUCAUCGAAGGUUACGGUGGACGGGGCAAAGGGGGCCUUCCUGCCACCCUCUCCCCUGCUGAAGAAGAGAAAGCCAGGGGGUCCCAUGAGAAGUAUGGCUACAAUUCCUACCUCAGUGAAAAAAUUUCACUGGAUCGUUCCAUUCCGGAUUAUCGUCCCACCAAGUGUAAGGAGCUGAAGUACUCCAAGGAGCUGCCCCAGAUAUCCAUCAUAUUUAUCUUCGUGAACGAGGCCCUGUCGGUGAUCCUGCGCUCAGUUCACAGCGCAGUCAACCACACGCCGACCCACCUGCUGAAGGAAAUCAUCCUCGUGGAUGACAACAGUGACGAAGAGGAGCUGAAGGCGCCCUUGGAGGAGUAUGUCCACAAACGCUACCCUGGGCUGGUGAAGGUGGUGAGAAACCAGAAAAGAGAGGGACUGAUCCGAGCUCGUAUUGAGGGCUGGAAGGUGGCCACCGGCCAGGUCACUGGCUUCUUUGAUGCCCACGUGGAGUUCACCGCUGGCUGGGCCGAACCGGUCCUCUCGCGGAUCCAGGAGAACCGGAAGCGUGUGAUCCUUCCCUCCAUCGACAACAUCAAGCAGGACACCUUCGAGGUGCAGCGCUAUGAGAACUCGGCCCACGGGUACAGCUGGGAGCUAUGGUGCAUGUACAUCAGCCCCCCGAAAGACUGGUGGGAUGCCGGAGACCCUUCCCUCCCCAUCAGGACACCAGCCAUGAUCGGCUGCUCAUUUGUGGUCAACAGGAAGUUCUUUGGUGAAAUCGGUCUUCUGGACCCUGGGAUGGAUGUGUAUGGAGGAGAAAAUAUCGAACUUGGAAUCAAGGUGUGGCUGUGUGGGGGCAGCAUGGAGGUCCUGCCUUGCUCACGGGUGGCCCACAUCGAGCGGAAGAAGAAGCCAUACAACAGCAACAUCGGCUUCUACACCAAGAGGAAUGCUCUGCGGGUUGCCGAAGUCUGGAUGGACGACUACAAGUCUCACGUGUACAUAGCGUGGAAUCUGCCGCUAGAGAAUCCAGGAAUUGACAUAGGCGAUGUCUCUGAAAGAAGAGCCUUAAGGAAAAGUUUAAAGUGUAAGAAUUUCCAGUGGUAUCUAGACCACGUCUACCCAGAAAUGAGAAGAUACAAUAACACCGUCGCCUACGGGGAGCUUCGCAACAACAAGGCAAAAGACGUCUGCUUGGACCAGGGGCCAGUGGAGAACCACACGGCAAUACUGUACCCGUGCCACGGCUGGGGACCCCAGCUGGCUCGCUACACCAAGGAGGGCUUCCUGCACUUGGGCGCCCUGGGGACCACCACGCUCCUCCCUGACACCCGCUGCCUGGUGGACAAUGCCAAGAGUCGGCUGCCCCAGCUCCUGGACUGUGACAAGGUCAAGAGCAGCCUGUACAAGCGCUGGAACUUCAUCCAGAACGGCGCCAUCAUGAACAGAGGCACCGGCCGCUGCCUGGAGGUGGAGAACCGAGGCCUGGCGGGCAUUGACCUCACCCUCCGCAGCUGCACGGGGCAGAGGUGGACGAUCAAGAACUCCAUCAAGUAG